GACCUUGAAAAGUGCACUGCCUGCGACUAUGGUGGAAAUGACAUUCCCCACUUCGCUCUGAUUGGUCGCAAAGUUGACUGCCGAUAUUACGAACCGGAGUUGAGUUUGUUUCCAGUCGUUGAUGCACUAGCAUUGUAAGAUGGGUUCUCUCCUCGAAGCAAUAGACAACCAUGUCAUCGUUUUCAUGUCACUUCCCGCUAUAGUUCUGUUUUUGAUUGCCGUUGGAUGCGUUUGGGGAUAUUUUCGACCAUCCUCACGUCCUAGACAAAGUACACAGUCUUCGACGAGAAUUAGAAGUGUGAGUAAUUCGGAUUAUGAUUGCCCGAUAUGUAUGGAAUUCCCUUCACUCAUGAUUGAGACGAACUGUGGUCAUCGAUUUUGUGCUGAGUGUUUUAUUCUUCAUUGGAAGCGGACAAUAUAUUCACGUGUCAUAUCCUGUCCUAUGUGUCGUGGACGAGUUUCAACGUUGACUAAAUUAUUCACCGCAGAAGAGUUGCAACGUGAGAACACUAGACGAUCAAAAAUUGAAGCAGAUUUACGAUUAUUCAAUCGUUGGCAUUCAGGCGAACCGAUUUCAAUAAUUGAUCGUAUUAAAGACAUUCCGUUAUUUGUUUAUGGAUUUAUACAAUUAUUACUUAGUGGUGAAGGCACAUUCGCUUUGAUGCAAAUCCGUUUAACUUUGUUGGGUUUAUGCGUUUUGUUUUAUUUGAUUACACCUUUCGAUUUUAUUCCGGAUGUAGUUGCCGGUUUCAUAGGAAUUUUAGACGAUAUCAUAGUUUUAUGUAUAUUUAUUAUUCAUGUCAUCUCUGUGUAUCAGACAAUUUCUUCAAGACGAGAACUGAAUAGUCGAUAAAAAUCCUCUAUGUAAAUCUUUCUCCUAUGUAUAUUAUACAAUAGAUCACGUCUAAUUCUGCGUCUACAUUUUGUGACUAUCCAUGACUACGAAUUUUUGCACGAACUGAAAAUAAUAUGUACAUAUAUUUCAUUUACUGUAAACAAAUAUUCUUCUACUC
Schistosoma haematobium is the source of this 1013-nucleotide messenger RNA. RefSeq lists its product as uncharacterized. Gene Ontology annotation, molecular function: metal ion binding; ubiquitin protein ligase activity. The coding region runs from base 140 to 853 and encodes 237 amino acids. The transcript has 5 exons. The record is from RefSeq and is a predicted model, not a curated record. Lineage: Eukaryota; Metazoa; Platyhelminthes; Trematoda; Strigeidida; Schistosomatidae.